Molecule: messenger RNA, 915 nt
Organism: Ectocarpus sp. CCAP 1310/34
Lineage: Eukaryota; Phaeophyceae; Ectocarpales; Ectocarpaceae
Source: the annotation of a GenBank genome assembly
AUGGAGGAGCUGUUUGCUGCAGCCACCGGCUGCUUGGAUCCCUUGGUCGCGGCUUCCUACCUUGAGCGCGCCGGUUACGAUUUGACCCGAGCAGUCAACCACUUCUUGGACUCCCCAAAGAAUGGCACUGCGGCAAGCCGGGGCAGCAGUGACUACUGCUGUCGGAGCUCCUCUUGCGGCGAUGACAACGGCGGCCCCCGCUCCUUGAAACGACAGCGUGCGGCGAUGGCAGGGGAGAAGCAACAACAACAGCAGCUCUUGAAGUUUGAACACGCAAGGCGCUUGUUGUCGGACACCAGCAGUAGCAGUGUCCCCGCAAGCGUGGGAAUGCCUUCCUCAUCAGGCAUGGCGGAGGAAAUACAUGCAAUGCCAUGCGACAGCGUACUUGGUGCUCCUGUACCAAAGACGACCACGGCUCCUUCCGCAGGGUGGGAAGCGUUUGCUGAGCGCUGCCAGAGGCAAGGAGCACGCUACGAGGAUGGCGAUUUCCUCCCUGUGCCCUCUAGUUUGGACGGACGGAUUGGGAGGGGCUGCUCUGCUUCGUCGCGGGAUUGCACAGGCGGUGCGGGCACGGAAACCACCGAGGGUCAUGCCCGUUGCAAGUGUGGCACGAGUGCUCGGGUCAUCACGGUCAACAAGGCGGGCGUUAACCAGGGCAGGCUCUUCUACGGGUGCGUCACCCGCAAGUGUGACUUUUUUAGGUGGGCGGAUGAUGCGCCGCACACGCGGCAGGCGCUUUCUCUGGUAUGGAGGCGGUUUUCGCCGCCCAGAUUCAAGCUGUCGAGCGCAGCGCCAAAGGGGGAGGAAGGCGGUGGGGGAAGUUUCAAGCCUGAACACGUCAUGCAGGUAGAUGACAAAUUUGCGCAGGCUAGCUACAUUGGUGUGAGCCCGUUGUUCUUGCUGUUUCCGCUUUAG